GGUCCUCUCAGGCCGGAACGCCAUGAUUGCUCUGGAAAACUCCACACUUACAGGAAAAAGCUUCACAAAAAAAAUGAACAUACACAAGCUGAAGAAGGGCCGAGGUGAGCGUUAUCCUCUGGAGAUCGUUGACAUCAUGGGGAUUGAAUCGACAGAUGGAGGAAUAAAACAUGAAGACAUCAUCAAGGCAUUUUUGGGACACAUUUCAGAUGAGUACAUCUUUAAUCCUGGGGCAGCCAUAACCGAUCACGACCCAAAAUACAAAAAGAACCCAACUUUGCGUGAUAAGGUUCACUGUCUGGUGUGCAUUCUGUCUGCGGACUCUGUUUCAAGAAUGGACGACAAGGUCUUUGGUGAAAUGAGGCUCGUUCGAGAGAGUGCUAGCCUGUUGGGAAUCCCUCAAGUCAUCGUCAUGACCAAGGUGGAUAAAGCCUGUGAGACGGUUAGCCAGGAUUUAAAUGAAAUAUACUACAGCAAGAAGAUCAAAGAGAAGGUGGAUAAAUGCAAUGAUAACAUGGGCAUCCCAUUAAACGCCAUCUACCCUGUGAAGAACUACUCUGAAUCCAUCACCCAAGAUCUAGUAAUCGACAUGCUCCUCCUCACGGCAUUGAGAGAUAUUCUAAAUUUUGCCAAUGACUAUGUGGAACGUGAGAUGGAAAAAGAUGAGUAGUAAUGAGCGAUAUAAAAAUAUACAUUGAAAUGUGGAUUGAGGUCAACCUUAGUUUAGGUGUGUGCUGUACUUUAUUCUUUAACUUCUCCCUUCUUCAUACUCGUCUCGUUUGCAUCAUUCAAGUUGAUCAAGUUGUACAAGUUGAUCUUCAUCUCAUCUGUUCGUAGUAUGUUGUUCUAGAUGUGUUUUUAAAAAAGUUUUUGGCAAACCAGUGUUUAACAUCUUGUGGUAAAACCUCGGUAUUUAGUCUGGUGAAGUCUUCUCUUGAUUGUUGACUUUGACACAGAUAUGCCUACAUCCUUGAGGAUAUUCUUGAUCUGGCCAACUGUUGUGAAGGAGUUUGUCUCCUUCACAAGGAGGGAAACUCCUUCUUUCAGCAGGGGAAGAAUU
Molecule: messenger RNA, 1060 nt
Organism: Ictalurus furcatus (blue catfish)
Lineage: Eukaryota; Metazoa; Chordata; Actinopteri; Siluriformes; Ictaluridae
Product: interferon-induced protein 44-like
Exons: 5
Coding region: 23-670 (215 amino acids)
Source: RefSeq, a predicted model, not a curated record